This is a messenger RNA of Acipenser ruthenus (sterlet), 441 nucleotides long. Its product is annotated as calmodulin-binding transcription activator 1. Lineage: Eukaryota; Metazoa; Chordata; Actinopteri; Acipenseriformes; Acipenseridae. Gene Ontology annotation, biological process: regulation of transcription by RNA polymerase II. The record is from RefSeq and is a predicted model, not a curated record. Gene Ontology annotation, molecular function: transcription coregulator activity; double-stranded DNA binding. Gene Ontology annotation, cellular component: nucleus.
CUCGCUACGUAGAGCCCGCGCCGUGCACGCGCGUGAGGUACCCCCGGUCGCGAGGAGGAGGAGGAGGAGGAGGAUGUGGCGCGCGGAGGGGAAAUGGCUGCCGAAAACAAGCCGGAAGAUGAUCAUGGUAACAGCAAUGGCAGUCAUGUGAAAAUAUUCCUACCCAAGAAGCUGCUCGAAUGCCUCCCGAAAUGUUCCUCUCUUCCCAAGGAAAGGCACCGCUGGAACACCAAUGAGGAAAUUGCAGCUUAUUUGAUCACAUUUGAGAAGCAUGAGGAAUGGCUAACCACUUCCCCUAAAACAAGGCCGCAGAAUGGAUCGAUGAUCCUCUACAACAGAAAGAAGGUGAAGUAUCGAAAGGACGGCUACUGCUGGAAGAAAAGGAAAGAUGGGAAGACUACGCGUGAGGACCACAUGAAGCUCAAGGUGCAGGGAGUGGAG